AUGGCCAACUUUCCGUCUCUGUUCUCCCACCUGCUGCUGCUGCUGCUAAUGUUGCAGCAUUCCGAUGGUGUUCUAUUGCAGCAGCAGCCCCUUGUUCUGGAGUACCACAGAGGCCGCCUCCUCGAGGGCAAUCACACCGUCAACCUCCUCUUCUAUGGCCGCUUCUCCCCGUCUCAGCGAUCCAUCGUUGCCGACUUCGUCCCCUCUCUCUCCCCCGCUUACCCCUCCCUCCCACCGCCCUCCGCGGCCUCCUGGUGGCACACGACCUCCCUCCACGACGGCGGUGGCCCCGUCCGUCUCUAUCUCGGCCCGCAGAUCCUCGACGAGGGCUACACCCGGGGGAAGAGUUCAAAUAACCCACAUCAGAUGGAGAAAAGUCGUCAGGCUCCGUCACAGUACAGAAAGACCUUUCUCCCCCAUCGCCAUUGA
Messenger RNA from Musa acuminata AAA Group (dessert banana), 429 nucleotides. Its product is annotated as protein EXORDIUM-like 2. Bases 1 to 429 code for a protein of 142 amino acids. The record is from RefSeq and is a predicted model, not a curated record. The transcript has a single exon. Lineage: Eukaryota; Viridiplantae; Streptophyta; Magnoliopsida; Zingiberales; Musaceae.